Messenger RNA from Suillus plorans, 2170 nucleotides. RefSeq names its product fungal-specific transcription factor domain-containing protein. Lineage: Eukaryota; Fungi; Basidiomycota; Agaricomycetes; Boletales; Suillaceae. The transcript is spliced from 4 exons. Bases 245 to 2170 code for a protein of 641 amino acids. Gene Ontology annotation, biological process: positive regulation of transcription by RNA polymerase II. Gene Ontology annotation, molecular function: transcription cis-regulatory region binding; zinc ion binding; DNA-binding transcription factor activity, RNA polymerase II-specific. The record is from RefSeq and is a predicted model, not a curated record. Gene Ontology annotation, cellular component: nucleus.
CCCCGAAACUACCUUCUGUUGAACUUAUAUUAAUAGAUUUACUAUUUCCCUUUUUUGGUUAUUUUAUUCGUUUGUCGUUGCCCGUUCUCGUCGAACGUUAUGCUGCUACUUAUACUCUCGUACAUAGAAUGCGUCGUCCUGUGUCGCUUCCUCUUGUUUCUUUCUAUCUCAUUGUACAUCAUUUCUCUCCCUGUAUCUUUGUUACCCCACACUCUCCCCUUAUACCUUCAUCUUCAUAAUCAUCAUGCCCCCCACACCAAAGUCUCCUACUCAGGCUAGACGGACCGGAGCGCCCAAGGCUAAAGGCGCUGUGCGCGCCAAGUCGGGCUGUUACACGUGCAGAAUCCGUCGGAAGAAAUGCGACGAGCAGCCCAACGACGACGGCAGCUGCCAAACAUGUCUUCGUCUUCGUCUACAAUGUCUUGGUUUUGGCGCAAAGCGUCCAGAAUGGUUGCGGGCAAGCGACAAAGUCGUCGACCUACGAGAAAAAAUUAAAAACUUUCUUGCCGCACAAGGAAUGAUUAAAGGGCAUUCUGGUGCUGGGCCUCGUCCCAACGACCAGGAGCCUUCUAUUCUAUCACUUUCGGCGGACUAUGCUUCUCCAAGCACGAGUCCGCAGACACCCACAUUGUCGAUCUCCAGCGACGAGCGACACCCGGGUAUAGCCCGUAAUGAUUAUCUUCGGGGGGACACUGAUGCUCGUAAGACUCCUAUCGUGGAAUACCCUUGCUCGUUUUCUCAUAUCGUCGUAGGACUUCCCGUGAUGCAGGACAUUGAUUCACCAUUGGACGCUCGGGAAAAUUAUCCUGGGGUUAUGCUGCCUGCGUAUCCUUCCACUACUUAUACGACUAGCUUAGAUCCAUCAUGUAAGACCCCGUAUCGGACGCAAUCAAUCCUGCCUCGACCGCACACCAGCGACUUCUCUGCAACGUACCAUGCAUACUUCCCGGACGAAGACGAGAAUAACGUCGUCAUUCCCUCUGGAUAUCUCUUGCCCCAGCCGGUUAACACCAUCCAACACAACUGGUUUAACCUGAACAUGCAACAAAACGCAUCAUUGCAACACUAUAUGCACCAUGUUCUGCGUAUCCAAUAUUUGCAUGCCGACGGAUCGAUUGAUAAACUCAUAUGGAAUCUGAUACAUUCCAGUGAUUCAGCCCGAGAGGCUGCAUGUUUGCUUGCGGAUUUGCACCGCAAGAGCACCCAAGGUGCAAUUGGUUUUACUGCGCCAACAGACCAUGAUGUGUACGCACGCAUCCAAAGUGCACCAGUGACAGAAGGAGACGCUCUUGCAAGUCUUUGCAUGGUUUCCUAUUUCCUCUUCUCUGGGGGGCAAGGGCAGUGGCAAGCGUUCCUCGACAGCGCUUGCGAAUUUUCGAUCAAAUUUCUCCAGCGGAAACAUCAUGCACCAGACUGGGCGCUGAGCUUAUGCAGUGACAGCAUGCGGUUUAUCAUCAAGACGUCCAUGUGGUUCGAUGUCCUUGCUUCUGCCACGCUGAUCCGUCGUCCCAAGUUCCUUGACGUGCUCCGUUCGCUCUAUGACCCCACCACUGCCGUUGAUGAUGGCGGACCGGAGCUUUCCAUGAUGGGGGUCAUGGGAUGCGAAAACCGCAUCGUCCUCGCCCUCGCUGAAAUCGCUGAUCUCGCAUGCUGGAAGGAUGAAUGCAGGCGUGCUGGGAGACUCAGCGUUCCCGAACUCGUCAGACGGGGGCAAAAUAUCGAAGGCAUUUUGAAGACCACCAAUGACCCUGACCACCUCCAGGGCUUUGAAUCGGAGAAGUUACGCCGACGGCGCCUCACAUCUGACGUAUUCCGCGCGUCCGCGCUUGUUUAUCUCCACUCCGUUAUCUCUGGGGAUCAUCCACAAUGCCCAGAGAUUAUGAGCAACAUCGCAGAAACAGUCAAUUGUCUCAGGCGUGCUGAAGAUGUCAGCACGGCACGGCAUGUUGUGCGCAGCGUCGUGUUCAGCAUCUGUAUAUGUGGCUGCUUGACGGAUGUCCCUCAAUAUCGCGAUUACUUCCUACGACGCCUGCAGGAGCAGCAGACGGAGACAGUGGGGAACUGUGCUCGGGUCGCUGAACUUAUGAGACAAGUGUGGAGGAGCCGAGAACGAGGGGAGCCCGUGGACUGGCGUGUUGUUAUGCAACAAUCCCAGAUGCUUCUUGUCUAA